AUGAAGUUGCUGUCUUGGAAUAUUAGGGGGUUUGGAAGGCCGGAAAAGAGAAGAAGAAUCAGGUCUCUACUUAAAGAGAGAAAAAUUGAUUUUGCCUUUUUUCAAGAGACUAAGAAAGAAGGUAUGUCAGACGAUUUGGUUCGAUCGAUUUGGCAUGUUGAUGAAUUGGAAUAUAUGGUUGUUAAUGCGGAUGGUUCGGCUGGUGGGCUGCUGUGCGUGUGGAAGCCUUCAGUGUUCUCAUUAUCUCAGUGUUGUGGUUCAAGAAGGUUUCUCUUACUGUCAGGUACAUUACUUCCAGAUUUUAGGUGUGUUUUGGUUAAUGUCUAUGCGCCAAAUGAUGCAGUAUGUAGGAGGCAAGUGUGGAAAGUUAUUACUAGUCUCAAUCUAGGAUUUCCAGAUCCUUGGUGUGUAGGAGGGGAUUUUAAUGAAAUUAGAGAUUUAGGGGACAGAAGAGGGUGUUUAAGAAGGGAUAAAGGGAUGGUAGAGUUUAACGAAUUUAUUGAAGGGUUAGCCUUGUAUGAUGUCCCAAUGCAUGGCAGGCAAUUUUCUUGGAGUAAUUCAGAAGAUGGGGGUAAGUGGAGUAGAAUUGACAGAGUUCUUCUAGCGCCUGAGUGGUUGAGUAGGUUUAAUUUUAAGCUGUGGGGCCUUCCAAGGGGUGUGUCUGACCAUUGUCCAUUGGUAUUGAUGGAGGAUGAGAGGGACUGGGGGCCAAAGCCAUUUAGGUUCUUAAAUGCUUGGUUGUUACAUCCUAACUAG
This is a messenger RNA of Camellia sinensis, 756 nucleotides long. Lineage: Eukaryota; Viridiplantae; Streptophyta; Magnoliopsida; Ericales; Theaceae. The record is from RefSeq and is a predicted model, not a curated record.